AUGACUGUGAGUACCCGUGGGAAAAAGCAAACGCCUGGCCAAAAAACCCAUUCUAAAAGGCCGUAUAUCCGACCUUGUGAUGCAUGCGCAUUUAGAAGAGUGCGCUGCGAUGCUGAGUUCAAGAUGGAUCGCAGAUGCACCAAUUGUUUCGUUCAUGGAAUUGAGUGUACAAACAACAGAGUCAAACAGAAAUCUGGACCCAGAAAAAUCCAUAAAAAGACCGAAGAGGCUAUUAAAAGCCUUGUAGAAGGAAGCGGCGCGAUCAAAAACCUCCGAUUGACCACUCCGUUCGAUAACCGAUCUGACUUGAUCAAUUCUCCCACCUGUGAGAAAAGCUCAAUUUCGCUCAGCGAGAUUCGACCGUACCUCAGAAUUUAUAAAUCCCGAUACUAUGCGCUCUGGCCAGUCUUGUCGGUUGAUGACUGCCUGAAUCUUCUCAACGAAAGCUCAGUCCACAUAAAUGAUACCGCAUUUUUCAUGCUGAACGCCGGCAACGCGUCGUUGUAUGCUCUCUCAUGUGCCUUGUGCGCAGUUAUUGCAAGACACACCACCUUCUGGACCCGCGAAGAAUUUGAUACAGUGGCUCACUUAGGACUCAAAAGCUGUCCUCCGUCAGAGACUUAUGUCAGGGAGGCAGAGAGAGCUAUUUAUAUGUUUGACCUUGACGGGAUGCUCACGGAGGAUCAGGUACUAACUAACUUUUUCCUGCAUAUAUACUUUUCAUCUCUUGAUGAGGACAACCUGCAAGAAUUGGUCUAUCUCCGACAGGCAAUCAGCUGUGCACAAAUGCUUCACCUUCGAGAUAGCGAGGUUUUGGGAGAAUCGCCAAAAGAUACAUCUCACAGAUUCAAGAAAAUCUACUACUUGCUUCUCAUCACAGAGAGGUAUGUCUCGUUCAAAAAGCAGCUUCCCGUGAUUUUAGAGCCGACGAUGCCCCUUCCUAGUUUGGAAGACGAUGAAGCCCCAGAUCUGUUACCUGGAUUCAUCGAACUUGCGCAAGUGUUCAGUGUUCCUGAUUGCGCUUUCUUUAACAAGUACUCUCUCCGUCGCACUACUGCUGCACUUGAUCCUUUCAGCGAGAACUUUGACCUAUUGUUCAAAAACGAGUGGAUCCAAGACGUGCAAACCAAGCUCUCUAGGUCCAUCGUUCAAGUGCGCAACCAGUCUCAAAAGGUCAACAUACUAAUUUCCCGAACUUGGUUGCAAUCAAUUGCCUGGUUGAUGGCUAGAGAUCGACUUCUUCUAACGCCCACGAGUGAUCAAGCCAACUUCUUUGAUCCAAGAUAUCCUAUUCAUAUCGCGAAAGACUUUCUGGUCCAGACGAAAGAUAUGCCGUACCAGGCAUUUGAAACCAACGGUAGUGGUGUCAUUGUGAAGCUAAGUGAAGUCGCCAACGCCCUGCAGACCUUUAUCCAAUUUGCUCCAGGAUCGCCCGAUACAGCCCUAGCGCUAGACGAGCUUGCAUGCAUCCACGGUAUUAUCAUGCGGCAGAAAUCCAACGGCUCGCUCGGGCCUCUUAUACACACUAUCACUGAGACUUUGGAAGCUCGCAGGCUCGGAUUUUAUCGAAGCAACUGGGAUAUUUCGUGUCCAAGAAUAGAGCCAGCAGAUUACGAAGAGAACCAAAACGAACACACAGCGGAAAACGUUGCCUCCGUCCCGGAAAAUCUAAACCUGACACCUCUUCUGAGGGAGUUUGAGUUUCCAAAGUGA
Molecule: messenger RNA, 1713 nt
Organism: Ogataea haglerorum
Lineage: Eukaryota; Fungi; Ascomycota; Pichiomycetes; Pichiales; Pichiaceae
Exons: 1
Coding region: 1-1713 (570 amino acids)
Biological process (GO): regulation of DNA-templated transcription
Molecular function (GO): zinc ion binding; DNA-binding transcription factor activity, RNA polymerase II-specific
Source: RefSeq, a predicted model, not a curated record